CAUUUAUUGGUCACCAAUUGGAUCCGCCGUCGACCACCCGAUUAUGGACAACAACAACAUAAGCGCAACCGCCAACACUUCGGCAACUCGACCGCCUCGGCCGCCGCCGCCGAUGUUUGUCUUCGAGGACAUACACCACAAAGCGUUGCUAAAGUUAUUGAAUUUUGUCAAUCAGGACCUAAUCGGUAGCUCCGCCGCCGCCGCCCGGUCGGCGGCCUCGCGAGCUAUGCCACCACCGUCAGCGACGCCGCCGCCGCCGCCGCCGCCGCCGCCGAUCAGAACCGGACAAAAAGGACGACCGCCAACCAGAAACCUGACAAAGACAAAGCCACCGCCGCUGCAGACACCGGCGGCCCCGCCUAUCGAACCGAUUGAGGCCAUCGAUGCCCGAAAUCGACAGCCGAUUAUCGACAUUGUUGUCGAUCUGAUCCAUCAUUUUGAUCAGUGUUUCAAAUAUAAUCUCAAGUUUGCUAUAAACAAAACCGACGACAAGUUACUGAAAGUACAAAAAUGGCUACAAAACUAUUAUCAUAGAAACUUCUUAGACAAUUGCGUGGACUUUACGAUUUUGGCCGGUGAUGGUGAUGAUGGAUCAGUAGGUGAUGUAAACAACACCAAUCGACAACUGACACAACAACAACAACAGCAGCAAAUUGGUGUCCCAACACCAACAACACCGACAACAACAACAAACAUCAGAUCCUAUCGUAUUAGUUAUAGUAAAGUCAAGAGAGAACCACAGAUGAUGUUACCCACAGAUAAUGGUAACGAUGGUAUCGAUAACGGCGGCGGUGGCGGUAAUACUGUUACCGAUAGUAUGGAUACCCAAGACAUUACCACUACAACCGGUGAUAGUAGUACUAACAAUCUUCAUUGUCAUCAUUAUAAUAGACUACAACAAUUGCCAUCAUCGACAUCAUCAUCAUCACCAACAGCUACCACCACCACCACCACAACAACAGCACAAGAUAUUAUAUCACAAAUGUUUUCCACUUGCAGUGAACCUACUAUAACACAGACUACUAGUGCCAUAACCAGUAAUACCGAUGAUGAUGAUGAUAAUGAUAGCUUUCAAUCCAUGGAUACAACAAGUGAUAAUCACAACAACAAUACCAACAACAGUACCUGUAGUAGUGAUCGACAACAACAACAAAUCAUAGAUGAUUUGACACAUAAUAAUUUAAUUAUAGAUACUGGUAGUACUACUAUUACUACCCAUAAUAGGACUAACAAUGGUAUUAGUAGUGUAGGAGGAGGACAACCAUCAUCAUCAUCAUCACCAUCAUUGCACAGUGAUCUACCAUUAAAUUUAAAUAAUAAUAGUAAUACUGAUGAGCUUAAUGACACCACCACCACCACCAACAACAACAACAACAAUGAUAGAUUGGUGGCAGUGGCCUACAAUCUCAAGUUAAUAGUAUUGCUAAUGAUGGUCAUCAUGUAUAAAGUACGGCAUAUAUUUUCCAGCAAACUAAUCGAUUAUUUUGAUUUUGCUUGGAUCUAUUUGUCGGAUUUUGAAAAACAUUUGGACAAUGAUGAUGAUGACAAUGCUGAUGAUGAAGACAACCAAUACGCUGGCGGAGGCGGCGGCGGGUGUCUACUAGUGGACAAUCUGAUGGAACUAUUGCAGACAGAGUUUGUUGGCCAAAGAAAUUCUAAUCGAUUACGCGGCGAACUGUUACGAUCGGAGAUCGACCAAUUGAACGCCAUGUGCGACAGUUUGGACAGACAAUCGGCCGAUGAAACAAAAGAGUUGAUCUAUUUGCAGACGGCAACGAUUAUCGGUAACCAUAAUCAUCAUCAUCAUCAACAACAAAACACUAGUAAAACGGGUAUCGGCGGUGGCGGCGCGGGUAGUGGCCAACUAACUGCCAGACAAUUGUCCAGAAUGUUGAUGAAUGUCAAAUCGGAACAACAGUUGUCGUCGGCGACUCAAUCUUUGGCAGCAGCGGCGACGGCUUCGUCGACGACCAUAACGGCGGCGGCGACCGGACGCGAGACUAAGAUCUAUACGUGUCCUGAAUGCGGAAAAAGUUUCAAAAACGGCUAUAAACUCAAUCGACACCGUUAUGUACAUAAGGAUCCAUCGGAGAAGCCAUAUAUGUGCGACUGGCCCGGCUGUGGCUACCGUUCCAUAGCUAACAAUGACCUGAACCGUCAUCGUAUGAUACACACUGGAGAAAAGCCCUACCAAUGCGAUGUCGACGGCUGCGACCGUAAGUACUCGCGACCGGACAAACUAAGCCAUCACAAGAAAGUCGCCCACAAUAAGGAUCCGAUUGUCAAACCGUUUGCCUGCGACUGGCCCGGUUGCGGCUACCGUAGUCUGGCCAAUGCCGAUCUACUACGUCAUCAGUACAUACAUACUGGUGAACGGCCGUACAAAUGCGAUUACAUUGGUUGCGACAAAUCGUUUGCCCGGCCCGAUAAGUUGCGCAAUCAUAAGGAAAAGUCUAGACAUAAUCUGGAUGACCAACAACACCAACAACAACAUCAGCUAAUGAUAGCAUCUAUGAGUACAACUCCCGAUAUGGUCGGUGCCAUUGGUCGGUCACAGUCUACUACUACUACUAGUAUACCACAACCAUUACCUACACUACUAACCUCCUCCUCCUCCUCAUCAUCUAUUGCUACCACCGAUUGUCUACCAUUAUCAUCGCCACCACAACAACAACAACAACAACAAGCCAUGCAAUGGACUUAAAAAAAUAAUAAUAAUAUUAUUAUUAUUAUUACCACUAA
Messenger RNA from Oppia nitens, 2742 nucleotides. RefSeq lists its product as uncharacterized. Lineage: Eukaryota; Metazoa; Arthropoda; Arachnida; Sarcoptiformes; Oppiidae. Gene Ontology annotation, biological process: regulation of transcription by RNA polymerase II. Gene Ontology annotation, molecular function: RNA polymerase II cis-regulatory region sequence-specific DNA binding; DNA-binding transcription factor activity, RNA polymerase II-specific. Bases 44 to 2704 code for a protein of 886 amino acids. The transcript has 4 exons. Gene Ontology annotation, cellular component: PcG protein complex; transcription regulator complex. The record is from RefSeq and is a predicted model, not a curated record.